AUGGCUGUUGCUUUAGCUGUGGGAAGUUCUGUCCUGUCGGCUUUCCUUCAAGUUGUAUUUGAUAGGAUGGCUACAAAAGAGUUCGUGAAUCUGUUUCAAAAAGGAAAGAAUGAUGAAGAACUCCUCCAGAAACUCAAGCUGAACUUACUGGCACUCGGAGCUGUGCUUGAUGAUGCAGAGAACAAGCAAACUAGGAACCAAUCUGUCAAAGGAUGGCUAGAUGAGCUUCAUGAUACCAUUUACCAGGCAGAUGAAUUACUUGAUGAGAUCAACACUGAGGCACUACGACUAGAGGUUGAAGCCGAACACCGAAGCUCAGCUAGUCAGGUAAGUGUUUCCACUUACAGCAAAUCUUCCAGUAAUGAUUUCCUUAAGAAGAUGAUGCCAGAGAUAGAAAAAAUGGUUGUCAAACUAGAUUGGUUCGUACAACAAAUUAAUCCCCUGGGUCUGCAAGUUGUUGAUCAAAAAAUUCAAUCAUGUCGACGACUGCCUUCCACUUCUUUGGUUGAUGAGACCAGCGUGUAUGGUCGAGAAGUUGAUAAAGAGAAGAUAAUUGAAAUGCUACUAUCUGAGAGUGUAAAUAGAGUCAAUGUCACUGUGAUUCCAUUGGUUGGCCUUGGGGGAAUUGGUAAGACCACUCUUGCUCAAUUGGUUUACAAUGAUAAGCGGGUGCAAGACCAUUUUUCUAUAAAAGCAUGGGUUUGCAUAUCCGAAGAUUACGAUGCUACCAGGAUAACAAAAGAACUUCUUGGGGAGCUCGAUAUUCCAUUUUCUGAUAUGAGUGAGAAUUUGAAUUCCCUUCAAAUGAAGUUACAAUUGGGGCUAACUCAAAAACAGUUUCUUCUUGUUUUAGAUGAUUUUUGGAAUCGGGACUACAAUGACUGGGAUAAAUUGAAGGUGCUAUUCAAAGGUGGAUUGCAAGGAAGUAAAAUCAUUGUAACUACACGUGAUGAGAAAAUUGCACUAAUGAUGUGUAAAAAAGAGUCGAUUUAUCAUCUGGAUUUGAUGAAAGAGGGAGAUUCUUGGUCAUUGUUUGAAAAGCACGCAUUUGAAAAUAUAGAUGGAAAUCAAAGUUCGGAACUCGAACAGAUAGGUAAGAAAAUUGUGAAGAAGUGUGGAGGAUUACCUUUGGCCAUGAAAACAGUUGCAGGUCUCUUGCGUUCGGAAACAACUGCUGAAGAGUGGAAAGAUAUUUUAGUAAGUGAAGAUUGGAGUCAAACAGACAAUCAAGAUGGCAUCUUGCCAGCAUUGAGAUUAAGCUAUAAUCAUCUUCCUUCACAUCUAAAAAGGUGCUUUGCCUUUUGUGCUGUAUUUCAUAAGGAUUACCAGUUUGAGAAGGAGGAAAUAAUUCAAUUAUGGCAAGCUCAUGAUCUUUUGGAGAACCCUAGAGGUAAUAGAAGAAUUGAAGAAAUAGGUGAACAGUACUUGCGUGAGUUGAGAUUGAGGUCAUUGUUUGAGCAGUCAACUGCCAAUUUUUUCAUAAUGCAUGACCUUGUCAACGAUUUGGCUAGAUUUGUUUCUGGAAAAUAUUGUCUCAGGUUGGAAGAUCAUCACCUAGGGCAUGGUACAAUAGGUAGAAUAAGUAACUUUUCUUACCAUCCUAGUUCUUAUGACACCUAUCAAAAAUUUGAACUCUUGAGGGGGACUAAGAACUUGAGAACAUUUUUAUCAUUAAGUAUUAGUAAAAAUUCAAACCAGAAAUAUGAAGUAAGCCCCAAAUUUUUACAUGGAAUGUUGCCCAAAUUCAAGUCCUUAAGGGUUCUGUCUUUGUUGGGCUAUCAUAUCAUUAAGUUGCCCGACUCAAUUAGUCAUUUGAAACACCUACGUUUUUUGAAUCUCUCUUCCACAAACGUGAAUACCCUACCAGAAUGGAUAUGCACCUUCUAUAACCUACAAACCUUGCUGUUGACAAAUUGUAAGAAACUUCAAGAGUUGCCAGUAAAUUUGGCAAAGUUAAUUAAUUUGUCUUACCUGGAUAUAAGUGGAACUCCAUUGAAGACAAUGCCACUACACAUGGGUAGACUCAGAAACCUUCAAGUCUUGACUAAGUUUAUAGUAGGCAAGAGUAGUGGUUCAAUGAUCGAGGAGUUGGGCAAAUUUCGUAAGCUUCGUGGUGGGCUCUUCAUUUCAAAUCUAGAAAAUGUUUCUUGUGGUAGGGAUGCAUCAAUGGUGAACCUAAAGGGUAAGAAACACCUUGACAAGUUAGCUUUGAAAUGGAAUGGUGAUACCAAUGAUUCGCAAGUUGCGAAAGACGUGCUUGAUAAUUUAGAACCUCAUUCAAGCAUAAAACUUCUCAAGAUCGAAGGAUAUUCUAAGAUCUUUGCAAUCACUUGA
Coffea eugenioides is the source of this 2334-nucleotide messenger RNA. RefSeq names its product putative disease resistance RPP13-like protein 1. The transcript has 2 exons. Gene Ontology annotation, biological process: defense response to other organism. The record is from RefSeq and is a predicted model, not a curated record. Gene Ontology annotation, molecular function: ADP binding. Lineage: Eukaryota; Viridiplantae; Streptophyta; Magnoliopsida; Gentianales; Rubiaceae. The coding region runs from base 1 to 2334 and encodes 777 amino acids.